This is a messenger RNA of Arxiozyma heterogenica, 2103 nucleotides long. It is a transcript of the gene NCP1, whose product is annotated as NADPH--hemoprotein reductase. Bases 1 to 2103 code for a protein of 700 amino acids. Gene Ontology annotation, molecular function: NADPH-hemoprotein reductase activity; flavin adenine dinucleotide binding; FMN binding. Gene Ontology annotation, cellular component: cytosol. NCBI's taxonomy places the organism in Eukaryota, Fungi, Ascomycota, Saccharomycetes, Saccharomycetales, Saccharomycetaceae. The record is from RefSeq and is a predicted model, not a curated record. The transcript has a single exon.
AUGGCAGACAAAUUUGAUAUCAUAAUCCUGACUCUAUUUGCAGUUUUAGUUGCAAUUUAUUAUAAUAGAGACUUUUUGAAGGAUUUAGUUUUGAAUUCCUCUGACGAAGUUUUUAAAUUGGAGAAUGGGUCAGGUUCAAGAGAUAUAGUUACCGUUUUAAAAGAAAAUAAUAAAAAUUUUCUUGUUGUCUAUGGCUCACAGACUGGUACUGCUGAAGACUAUGCCAAAAAAUUUGCAAAAGAAUUAAUGGCUAAAUUCAAAUUAAAUGUCAUGUGUGUUGAUUUGGAAGACUAUGAUUUUGAUAAUUUAACUGCUCUACCUUCAAAUAUUAUGAUUUCUAUCUUUUUGUCCACUUACGGUGAAGGUGAUUAUCCAGAUAAUGCAUUGUUAUUUGAAACUUGGUUAAAAAGUUUAGAUCAAAUUGAUUCAUCUUUGAAAAAUAUUAAUUUUACAAUGUUUGGUCUAGGUAAUUCUACUUACGAACAUUUCAAUGGUGCUGCCAAAUCAGCAUUGAAAUUACUAAAGGAGAAUGGUGCUAACUUGAUUGGUGAUUUAGGUCUUGCUGAUGAUGGUGCUGGAACAACAGAUGAAGAUUAUUUAUCCUGGAAUGAAAAAAUAGUCGAAAAGAUUAAAGUUUUCUUGAAGCUUGAUGAACAAGAUUUAGUAUUUCAAUCGUCCUUUGAAAUAAAUUAUUUGGAUAAUUUAAAUGAUAAGGUUUUCCUUGGUGAACCUUCGUCACAAUAUUUACCAUCUUUCACUGGUGGAGUACCAUUUAAUAAAGAGAAAAAUUUGCAAACAGGUCCUUUUAAUAUCAAUUAUCCCUAUGUGGCUCCAAUUGUGAAAAGUAUUGAGUUAUUUGAUCCCUUAAGUGGUAGAAAUUGUAUUCAUACAGAAUUUGAUGUCUCAGGUUCUGAUAUGAAAUAUUCCACUGGUGAUCAUUUAGCCGUUUGGCCAUCGAAUUCUGAUGAGGUUGUGGCCACUUUCCUUAAAGCGUUUAAUUUGAAAGGAGAUAAAAUAUUUGAUCUAACUUCAAAGGAUCCAACUAUGAAAUUGCCAUUUCCAACACCGACCACUAUUGAAUCCACUGUACGUUAUUAUUUAGAGAUUACAGGUCCAGUUUCAAGACAAUUUAUUCGUAGUCUGGUUCAAUUUGCACCAGAUGAUAUAAUUAAAUCAAAAUUACUCGAAUUGUCAAACGACAAAGAUCAAUUUGUUAAAGAAAUUAUAUCAAAUUACUUUAAUGUUGCUGAUGCACUGUUAUAUAUUUCAGAUGGUGAGCCAUGGACCACAGUUUCAUGGGACUUUAUUAUUGAAUCCAUUCCACGUUUAUUGCCACGUUAUUAUUCGAUUUCAUCCUCAGCCUUAAAUGAAAAACAAACUAUUCAUAUUACUUCAAUUGUGGAAAAUAAUAGAAAUGACAAAGUUAGAUUACCUCCAGUGGUUGGAGUCACUACAAAUCUUUUAAGAAAUAUUCAAUUAAAUAGGUCAAAUGUCCCUGAGGAUGCAGUUUCUAAAAGUGAAUUUAUUAAUCCAUUGCCUGUUCAUUACAAUCUGGAUGGCCCACGUAAUUUGUUCCAUGGUUAUAAAUUACCUAUCCAUGUUAGAAAAUCUACAUUUAGGUUACCCACAAACCCACAAACUCCAGUGAUUAUGAUUGGUCCAGGUACAGGUGUAGCUCCCUUCCGUGGUUUUAUUAGAGAGCGUGUCAGAUUCCAAGAAUUGAAUCCUAACGUUAAAUUGGGUAAGCAUUUAUUAUUCUAUGGAUCAAGAGAUUUAAACGACUUUUUAUAUCGUGAUGAAUGGGAACAGUAUAAACAGAAGUUGAAUGGAUCGUUUGAAAUGGUAGUAGCUCACUCAAGAUUGCCUAAUCAACCAAAAGUUUAUGUCCAAGAUAAAGUCAAAGAAAGAGAAGAUGAAAUUUUGAAAUUGUUACAAGAUGGUGCUUUUGUUUAUAUUUGUGGUGAUGCAAAAGGGAUGGCUAAAGAUACUCAUUCCACAUUUGUCGGUAUCUACAGCCGUGGUUUGAAUAUUAGUGAAACCGAGGCACAUGAAAUAAUUAAGAUGUUAAAGAGUCAAGGUAAAUAUCAAGAAGACGUUUGGUGA